UCGAUCUUUUCUCUCCUUUCACUUUUCCCCAAUGGCUUCUCGUCAACUAAUUCCGCUCGUGUUAAUAUUUAUGGUUGCAAAGGUGUUUGCAGGAUUGGAUGUAAACUGGUACGAUGCUCACGCAACGUUUUAUGGGGACAUGAAAGGUGGAGAAACCAUGCAGGGAGCUUGUGGUUAUGGAGAUCUGUUCCAGCAAGGGUAUGGAUUGGCCACAACAGCCCUAAGUGCUGCCCUCUUCAACGAUGGCCUAACUUGCGGGGCUUGUUAUGAGAUCAAGUGCGUGAACGACCCCCAGUGGUGCAUCAAGGGGGCUGGCUCAGUCAUCGUUACAGCGACCAAUUUUUGCCCUUCCGCCCCAGGGGGCCAAAGUGGUUGGUGCAACCCCCCGCAGAAGCACUUUGAUCUCUCCAUGCCCAUGUUCACGAAGCUUGCAUACUACAAGGCCGGGAUCAUCCCUGUCCAGUACCGAAGGACCACAUGUGUGAAGCAAGGUGGGGUCAAGUUCCAGAUCAAGGGGAACCCCAACUUUGAUCUUGUCUUGGUUUACAAUGUCGGCGGGGCAGGAGAUGUCAUCAACAUUAAGAUUAAGGGCUCGAGCACGGGCUGGAUUCAGAUGUCCCGUAACUGGGGCCAGAACUGGCAGGCCGGAACAGUCCUGAAAGGACAGAGUCUGUCAUUUCAGGUCACAGUCAGUGACGGCACGAUGAUUGAAUUUGACAAUGUCGCCCCGCCGAACUGGCAGUUUGGUCAGACUUACGAUGGAGGGAAGAACUUCUAGACAGCAUGCUUUUGUAUUUGUAACAUGUAUGCUUAUUACUUCCAAUUGUAGUCCGCGAGGAUUAAUUUGAUCAAUUCAUAAUAAGUAAUUGUAUGAAGCCUGUGAACAUGC
Punica granatum (pomegranate) is the source of this 889-nucleotide messenger RNA. Lineage: Eukaryota; Viridiplantae; Streptophyta; Magnoliopsida; Myrtales; Lythraceae. The record is from RefSeq and is a predicted model, not a curated record.